Molecule: messenger RNA, 1593 nt
Organism: Fonsecaea nubica
Lineage: Eukaryota; Fungi; Ascomycota; Eurotiomycetes; Chaetothyriales; Herpotrichiellaceae
Exons: 3
Coding region: 1-1593 (530 amino acids)
Biological process (GO): transmembrane transport
Molecular function (GO): transmembrane transporter activity
Source: RefSeq, a predicted model, not a curated record
AUGGAAGAGCCCCGGCCAGCAUUAACACAGGCCCCGUUUGCUUCGGCAUCCUCGUCUACGCUGGACGACAAUACCGGAAUCGAGAAGCCGGCAAUGCCUCUGGAGGAGGAGUCCGGCGUUCUUGCGCUCCAAGACCUCGACAAAGGCGAAGAUAUCAAUGUCCCAGACCAUAUAUGCCCGGUUCUUGAACCCCAGAAUGAUCUAGUCGAGUUUGAUGGCCCAGACGAUCCAGAAAACCCCAAGAAUUGGUCGAAGGGAAAACGAUGGGCGAUUACCAUUUCCAUGGGUCUGAUGACCUUUGUGGUCACCUUUGCCAGCUCGAUCUAUUCCGUUGCUAUUCGUCCCGUCGCCGAAGAAUACCAUAUUGGCGAGAUUCCGUCUACCCUUGGGGUUUCACUCUUCCUUCUUGGUUUUGUGUUCGGCCCUAUCCUUUUUGGACCAGCAUCGGAAGUCUUUGGGCGACGGAUACCUCUCUUUGCGGGAUAUUUUGUCUUCUCAGUCUUUCAAAUUCCAGUAGCCGUGGCUCAGAAUGUGGAAACGAUCAUGCUCGGUCGUUUCUUUGGAGGGUUCGCGGCAGCGGCGCCAUUAGCGGUGGUUGGAGGCGCCAUGGCUGAUAUCUGGGGACCCGUCGAGAGGGCAUAUGGGAUCUGCGUAUUUGCAGCCUCUGCCUUCACUGGACCGGUUGCCGGACCUAUCAUUGGCGGCUUCGUCACUCAGUCCCAUCUUGGCUGGCGAUGGACCGCUUGGAUUACCUUGAUCAUGACCGCUCUGUUUGGAUGUAUCGGCCUGGUCCUGAUCCCCGAAACCUCGGCCGCGAGAAUCCUCCAAAUGAAAGCCAAGCGACUGCGAUACGAAACGCGAAACUGGGCACUACACGCCAAAGCGGACGAGAGUCGAGUCAACAUCAAGACAUUGACAACUAUAUACCUCGUUCGCCCAUUCGUCAUGUUUGUCCAGGAACCGAUCCUGGCCCUGAUUACCGCCUAUAUGAGCUUCAUCUACGGCAUCCUAUAUCUCCUCUUCGAGGCCUAUCCCAUCUCGUUCCAGGAACAGCGAGGCUGGAAUCCUGGCGUCGGCUCUCUCCCAUUUGCCGCUUUUAUUGUCGGCAUUGCGAUGGGAACUGGUAUGAUUGCCUACUCGACAAGGACAAAUUUCACAAAGGCCUUCAAGAAGCACGGCAAGGUCAUUCCCGAGGAGAGACUGCCGCCAAUGAUCAUCGGAGCCGGCGUACUCCCAAUCGGCUUGUUCCUGUUUGCCUGGACGUCUAAUCCGAAUAUCACCUGGGUCCCGCAGAUCCUCGCCACGGCCCUCCUAGGCAUGGGCUGCCUGUCGACGUUCUGGCAAGGCACAAACUUCAUCAUUGACUGCUACGGGUUCUACUCCAACAGCGCCAUCGCCGUGAACACCUUUGUGCGAUCCAUCGCUGGCGCUGGCUUCCCCCUGUUCGCCCCGGCCAUGUACCACAACCUCGGCGUCCCCUGGGCAACCUCGCUCCUGGCAUUUCUUUGCCUGCUCUUCUUCCCAGUGCCCGUCCUCUUCUACAUCUACGGGGCGAAGAUCAGAGCAAGAUCGAGGUUCCGGCCUGUUGGCUGA